Mus musculus (house mouse) is the source of this 924-nucleotide messenger RNA. RefSeq names its product olfactory receptor family 5 subfamily B member 106 (gene Or5b106). NCBI's taxonomy places the organism in Eukaryota, Metazoa, Chordata, Mammalia, Rodentia, Muridae. The record is from RefSeq and is marked provisional. The transcript has a single exon. Gene Ontology annotation, cellular component: membrane; plasma membrane. The coding region runs from base 1 to 924 and encodes 307 amino acids. Gene Ontology annotation, biological process: G protein-coupled receptor signaling pathway; detection of chemical stimulus involved in sensory perception of smell; signal transduction. Gene Ontology annotation, molecular function: olfactory receptor activity; G protein-coupled receptor activity.
AUGGAGAACAGAACAGAAGUGACAUGGUUCAUCCUGGUUGGACUCACCAAUGACUCACAACUGCAGCUUCCCCUCUUCAUCACCUUCCUCCUCAUCUAUACUGUUACCUUUGUAGGAAACCUGGGACUGAUCCUAUUGAUUCUCUUAGACUCUCGGCUCCACACGCCCAUGUACAUUUUCUUAAGUAACCUGUCCUUAGUGGACUUCUGUUACUCUUCAACAAUCACUCCAAAGGUCAUAGCUGGAAUCCUCACAGGAGACAAGAUCAUGUCCUACAAUGCUUGUGCCUCUCAGAUGUUCUUUUUUGCAAACUUUGCCAAUGUGGAAAACUACCUUUUAGUCUCCAUGGCCUAUGAUCGCUAUGCAGCAGUGUGUAAGCCCCUACAUUAUGCCACCACCAUGACAAAACGUGUGUGUGCAUCUUUAGUCAUUGGCUGUUAUAUCUGUGGUUUGCUGAAUGCUUCCAUCUAUACUAUGGAUGCAUUAAGUCUCUCCUUCUGUGAGUCUAAUGUGGUUCAUCAUUUUUUCUGUGAUGUUUUGGCAAUCAUGACUACCUCUUGCUCUGAUAGACAUGUUAACGAACUGAUUCUUGUUUAUUUAGCCAGCUUCAAUGUAUUUUUUGCCCUUAUACUCAUCUUAAUAUCCUACAUGUUCAUUUUUACCAACAUACUAAAGAUGCAUUCAGCUUCAGGAUAUUGUAAAGCUAUCUCCACAUGUGCCUCACACUUAACAGCUGUCUUCAUUUUCUAUGGGACGAUCAUAUUCAUGUACUUACAGCCCAGCUCCCAUCACUCCAUGGACACUGACAAAAUUGCAUCUGUGUUCUACACCAUGAUCAUCCCUAUGCUGAACCCUCUGGUCUAUAGCCUGAGGAACAAGGAUGUGAAAAGUGCAUUCACAAAGAUUGUAUUGAGGUCAGGAUGA